AUGAAGACUCUUUUCAAGUCUCAAGAACCAUGGGAUGUAGUUGAGACUGGAAUUCCAAAAGGGAAUGCAAACCAGUUGAGAGAACAUCGGACGAGAGACUCAAAAGCUUUGUUCACGAUCCAGAAAGCUCUUGAUGAUGAAAUUUUUCCUCGCAUAUCAGCAUCUGAGAUUCCCAAAAAAGAAUGGGAGAUCCUGAAGCAAGAGUACCUUGCAGAUGAUAAGGUAAGUAUUGUUAAAUUACAAACUCUCCAAUGUGAUUUUGAAACAUUGUUCAUGAAUGAAAAUGAAUUUGUGCAAGGCUAUUUUCUUAGAACAUAUGCUAUUGUUAAUACAAUGAGAUCCUAUGGUGAGAAAAUUGAUAAUCAUAUUGUUGUGUCUGAAGUGUUGAGAAGUUUAACCACCAAAUUUGAGCAUGUUUUUACUGCAAUUGAGGAAUCUAAGGACCUAUCUACCUCUUCUUUCGGUGAGUUAAUGAGUUCCAUGCUAGCUCAUGAAGAUAGGCUAAAUAGGUCCCGUAAGAAAGUUAAAGAGAAGGCAUUCCAGGUAAGUGAGAGUUUUCCUUCAAGGGAAAAGCAGAAAACUCCGCAGGACAAGGACAUGGCAGAGGCAAUUUCCGUGGUCGGGGUCGAAGUGGUAGCGACAGAGGUAGAAACUCAACAGAGCAAUAUUCAAUGUCGAUACUGCAAGAAAUUUGGCCAUGAAGAAGUUUAUUGUUGGAUGAAGCAGAAAGAUGAGCAAAAGGAAGCCAAUUUUACUCAAAAUGUGGAAGAAGAAAGUAAGUUAUUUAUGGCUAAUUCCCAAAUAAUUGAAAGUGUGAAUGUUGUGUGGUUCAUUAAUAGGGGAUACCCAAAUCAUAUGUCAUGUUUGAAGUCUCUAUUUAGAGAUCUUGAUGAGUCCCAGAAAAGUGGGGUGCGACUAGGAGAUGACAAACAAGUGCACGUUGAAGGGAAAGGUACAAUUGAGAUAAAAAUUGUCCAAGUUGUUAAAGGCCAUAAUGAGACUAAUUUUUGGCACUUCUAUUAUGGACAUUUGAAUGUUAACGGGUUGAAACUUUUGGUUUACAAAGAUGUGGUUAUUGGCUUGCCAAAAAUGAAUGAACUUGACUUGUGUGAUGGAUGUAUCUGUGGGAAGCAAACUAGAGGUGGUGAAUUCCUUUCUAAUAAUUUCAAUUUGUUCUAUGAUGAGAAAGGAAUUCACAGGGUUCUUACAACGCCAUAUACACUAGAACAGAAUGGUGUGGUCGAGCGGAAGAAUAGGAUGGUGGUGGAAAUCACUCGAAGUUCACUGAAAGCAAAAGAUCCUGUUUGUUAUGAAGAAGCAAUUGAACAAUCUGAAUGGAAGAAUGCUAUGACUGAAGAUAUGCAAGCAAUUAAAAGAAACUCUACAUUGGAGUUAGUUGAUGCACAUGAAGGAAAGAAUGAUAGCAGAUUCACAAGAAGUGAAAAUGAGCCCACUUUAUACUUGAAGAAACAAGAUUGGUUGGCUUUACUGAAAGUGAUUAUGCAGGCUGCUUGGAUGAACAAAAAAGCACUUCCGGAAGUUGUUCCAACUUUGGUUCCGGAGCUGUGA
Molecule: messenger RNA, 1569 nt
Organism: Solanum verrucosum
Lineage: Eukaryota; Viridiplantae; Streptophyta; Magnoliopsida; Solanales; Solanaceae
Exons: 5
Coding region: 1-1569 (522 amino acids)
Biological process (GO): DNA integration
Molecular function (GO): nucleic acid binding
Source: RefSeq, a predicted model, not a curated record